AAAAACCUGUAAAAUCUGCUGCACAUGCGCAGAAGAUUGCGGCAUGACACGCGUGUAAGGGAAGUACAGUGACAGGUCUGGAGCAGAAGCUACCUCUAGCUCCACAUAGAACCGGCUUAACUGUGCUUCAUUCAUUGUCCUUAAAAUGUCGUGGCUGUUUGGUUUGAACAAGGGGCAGCCUGAAGUGCCUGCUGGUCUCCCGGUUCAGCCCCCACCACCACCGCCGCCGCCGGCCGGAGGCUCCAGCGGCGGAGGAGAUAAAACCAAGGACAAAUGGAGCAACUUUGAUCCCACCGGGCUGGAGCGAGCUGCUCAGGCGGCCAAGGAGCUCGACAAGUCCCGACAUGCCAAAGAAGCUCUGGAUUUGGCUAGAAUGCAGGAGCAGACCACUCAGAUGGAACAUCAGAGCAAAGUGAAGGAAUAUGAAGCAGCAGUUGAGCAGCUCAAAGGUGACCAGAUACGAAUCCAGGGAGAGGAGAGAAGGAAAACCGUUAAUGAGGAGACCAAGCAGCAUCAAGCGAGAGCUCAGUAUCAAGAUAAACUGGCCAGGCAGCGAUAUGAGGACCAACUAAGACAACAGCAAGCCCUGAACGAGGAGAACCUUCGCAGACAGGAGGAGUCUGUACAGAAACAGGAGGCCAUGAGGAAAGCGACAAUAGAGCACGAGAUGGAGCUGAGGCACAAGAACGAGCUCCUGCGUAUAGAGGCCGAGUCUAAAGCACGGGGCCGUGUGGAGCGAGAGAACGCCGAUAUAAUCCGCGAGCAAAUCCGUCUAAAGGCUGCAGAACACAGACAGACUGUUCUGGAGUCCAUAAAGACUGCAGGUGCUGUGUUUGGAGAAGGAUUUAGAACCUUUGUUUCAGACUGGGACAAAGUCACGGCCACGGUGGCAGGACUGACCCUUUUGGCUGUGGGAGUUUAUUCUGCCCGAAAUGCAACAGCGGUGGCGGGACGUUACAUCGAGGCCAGGCUCGGGAAGCCGUCCCUGGUGCGGGAAACCUCCCGGUUCACUGUGGCAGAGGCCAUCAAGCAUCCAGUCAAGAUGGCAAAAAGGCUGAAGAGCAAACCUCAGGAUGCCCUCGAGGGAGUUGUGCUCAGUCCUACCCUGGAAGAGCGCGUACGUGACAUCGCCAUAGCAACAAGAAACACAAGGCAGAACAACGGCCUGUACAGGAAUAUCCUCAUGUACGGCCCUCCAGGCACAGGCAAAACUCUCUUUGCUAAGAAGCUGGCAGUGCAUUCUGGGAUGGACUACGCAAUUAUGACUGGUGGUGAUGUGGCACCCAUGGGCCGUGAUGGUGUGACAGCCAUGCACAAAGUGUUUGACUGGGCUGGCACAAGUCGACGCGGACUUCUGCUUUUUGUUGAUGAAGCUGAUGCAUUCCUUCGCAAGCGGUCCACUGAGAAGAUCAGUGAAGACCUCAGAGCCACGUUGAAUGCAUUCUUGUAUCGCACCGGAGAGCAGAGCAGCAAGUUUAUGCUGGUGUUGGCCAGUAACCAACCAGAGCAGUUUGACUGGGCCAUAAACGACCGUAUAGAUGAAAUAGUGAAUUUUGCACUGCCAGGUCCCGACGAGAGAGAGAGGCUGGUGCGGUUGUACUUUGACAAAUAUGUGCUGGAGCCCGCCACAGGAGGGAGGCAGAGAAUGAAGCUUGCACAGUUUGACUAUGGUCAAAAGUGCUCAGAAAUAGCAAAAUGGACAGAAGGCAUGUCAGGAAGAGAGAUCUCUAAGCUGGGUGUGGCUUGGCAGGCGGCAGCAUAUUCCUCUGAAGAUGGUGUCCUGACAGAGGCUAUGAUUGAUGCUCGAGUAAAGGACGCUGUCAAGCAACACCUUCAGAAGAUGGACUGGCUGCAUGGAGAGGACGAGGCUCAGGCCAAGAGCCUCACACCUCCCACAGCUGGAGGGAAAGGCAGCGGGGGGAAAAUGGGCUUUACUCUGCCCCUCAGUGAGGCACCUGAGGCUCAGGAGGUGAUCGCUCCAGUUCUUGAGAUAAAUUUGGAACAAGCAGGUGAAAAUAUAACGCCUCCUUCAGACAACGACCAAUCAGCAGAAGGUAAAAGUGCCACCCCAACUGGACAGGACUGUAAAGAUGCUGCAAAAGAGGCAGAGAGUUUAGCCCAGCCUGCUGCCCCCAUUGACAGUGAGAGCAAGCUGGAAAAGGAAGAAAAAACUGGAUCUUCUCCUCCAAAGGACGGAACUCCAGUUUGAGUCAUAGAUUUGCUCAGUGGGGCAGUGUUCUGUCCUGCCUCUAAAACUAGUCUGUCACACUAUGUCUAAAAGUCUGUUGACUAUCUGUGACAGAAGAUGAGUUCAGCAGGUAAUCAACUAACUAUACAAAACACAAAAGACUCUUUGAUUCUAAUAUAUAAUGUAAACAUUGUAAGUGUACUUUCAUGGAAACCAGACCGUGUGUCUGUAAGUGUGAAAUGUCACAGUGGAAAUCAUUAAACGGAUUUGUGUUUUGUACAGUAAAAGUUC
Molecule: messenger RNA, 2479 nt
Organism: Etheostoma cragini (Arkansas darter)
Lineage: Eukaryota; Metazoa; Chordata; Actinopteri; Perciformes; Percidae
Gene: atad3
Product: ATPase family AAA domain containing 3
Exons: 16
Coding region: 146-2209 (687 amino acids)
Biological process (GO): mitochondrion organization
Cellular component (GO): mitochondrion
Molecular function (GO): ATP binding; zinc ion binding; ATP hydrolysis activity
Source: RefSeq, a predicted model, not a curated record